AUGUUUUUCUGGUUAUCAAACAAGAUGGCAGCCUCCAUGAAGAAACCGUCUGUAUCAUUUACGCUACCAAUUGCUUGUCAAAUCUGCUUAGGAAAGGUUAAAGAGCCGGUGGUCUGUAGCAACCAACAUGUAUUUUGUAACUCUUGUAUGGAGGUAUGGCUUCAGCACAGGUCUCAUUGCCCGACAUGUCGUAUCCCCAUUACAACAGAGAGCCCAUGCAAACAAAUCCUUGGUGGCCCCAGUUGCAGCGAAGGUUCGGAAAAGAGAAGGUCUACCCCAGAGCUCCGGAAGAUGAGAUUUGAGAUCCUACACAGGGAAUAUGAGGCUGAAAUUGAAACUCUCGAAAGUGAAGUGAAUAGGCUCAGAGCUAGAAAUUCUGAACUUGAAAAAUGCAAAUCCAAUGAGUAUCAACACCCCUCAACAUCAGUAGACCCGUCCACUUCAAAACUAACUUCAUCAGGUGGUUGUACUGACUUAAAGAAGCACCAGGUUGAUACCACUAGGAUAGAGGGGAGCUCAGAACAUCCCAGUCAAAAUAACAUCUCAGCAAGUAAUUUUCUUUUGCUGACACAGAAAUACAAGAAGAUUAGCCAUGUUUAUCAGAAGCUAAAGGCUGAGAUGGAAAGAAUGAGACAAGAUAGCAAUCAGUUGAGAGACACCAAUUCAGGUUACCUAUUAGAGAUUGGAAGACUGAAACAAUCACUCACAUGUAAAUCACCUAGAAAGUAUGAGAAGUAUGCCCAGGCAGCUCAACAGGCCAAGCUAGACAAGAGUGAGCAGGAGGUGAAGCAGUUGAAACGAGCCUUGGAACGUACUGAUGUCUAUGUGGAAGAACUAGAGUGCAAGUUAGAGAGAUAUAAACAAGCUCAUGGUGCUUCAGAAGCCAGGGCUAAUCUCUCUCUUGAACUUGAGCUGGAUAGUUUAAAUGUCGGACAGUCCAGGGAUUCUGACAAGGUUGGUGAAGAUAUCACUAAGUUUCCAGAGUGUCCUAGUGCAAGAGAUGACUGCUUGGCAGAAAGUCCUUUUAAGAUUGAAGGUGAUGAACCAGCAGCUAAGAGAUUUUACUCCAAUAAGGGAGUGACUCUGCAGUAUUCUCCCUCCAGUAGUGGUACACCUUCCACAAGUUGUUUAAGUAGGGACACCUCAUCUUCCCCUGAUCUAAUGCUUCAUGCAAAGUUCCAGGAGUCCUCUAGGAGUGGCAUUGUAAAAGGAUCAGGAAGGGACUCACUAUCUGAUGAUAGACCAAGCACAAGUUGUGUAUCUUCUACUACUCCUAGCAGUGCUUUCAGUUUCCUAAAGCUGAAUUCAGAUACCAAGUCCGUAAGUAAAGUUGACAGUCAGGACAAUGCUGCAAUGGAUGCAGAAAGAGGCACUUACUCCAUGUUGACCUCUUUAAAGAAGAGUCCAAGAAGACACCUGAAGUUCGACACCCAAACACAGUACUCUUCUAGAGAGCCACUGAAGAUUGAUCACACUGUGUCUGAAUCUGUUAGUUCUGCUACCGAUAACCCCAUUAACCCUGGUCAAAGAAAUGCUCUUGAUGUCAAAGGGAAAUCUCCUGUAAAAAGAAAGCUGGAUAAUACUAGUGAUGAUACAUUGAAUGAUCUGGAUUAUACAUUGACUGAAGAGAUUGUAGAAUGCACAAAGUUGUUGAAGGCUGCAGAAAGAAGGAUUCAGGAAAGGAAUGGUAAGAACAAUCUGGAUCCUUCAUCAUCAGGUAACAGCUCCUCAAGUUAAUAUGAGAGAUCCCAAUUUAGAUCUCAAACUUUGGCAAAUUUCAUGCAAAUUCUGAGAAGCCAAAAGUGGCAAAAUUUUUAUUAAUUUGUAUGUUUCUUAUGUUUACUGUGCUCUUUCUUAAUUCAUCGAUGGUGAAGACAAUCAUCCAUUUAUAUUUCCUAGACAAUUGUGAAUGAUUUGAGAGCCAAAUGAGCUAAAAUAUGAUAUCCCUACUGCUAGUGAUUUAUGUAACAAUCGACUAUCCAUACUUAAACCACAACUUUAAACCCAAGUUUAAGUUGAACCCGACUUCAGAAUACGGGCCAUUGUUACAAGAAUGUGCUGGGUCCUUUUUUCACCAAACUUUGCCAUUUCUUAGUGGUUAUUUUUUCUUAUUUCCCUCUUAAGCAACAUUAGUGAGGAAAAUAUGUUUAUUGAGGCUGGUCAAUUUUGCAAGUGAAUUUAAGCAGUUAUUCUUGUAAUUAUGUAUGUGUUGGGGAGGGGAAAAGAAAUUGGUAUGUGUUGCAUGACGUACGCCCGGGACAGACGCACGGUGCAAAUGGCUCCUUCCCCUUCAGACUUUUUUUUUUGCGGGGGGGGGGGGGGUGCUUUUUACUAAGAAGAAAAUUCUUAUUUUUUCACUGUAUUGUCCCCAGUCAUUCCGUAAUCCUCUCCUGAGCUGUGCAACACCAAAAUGCAUUUUCAUUGUGUUGUAUACAGAUCCAUAAUGUAUGGAUGGAAAUAGGUCCUGGUGGCAGUAUACAAAAUCUUUCAGUAUGACCUAGAAUUUGUACAUAUUUAAUCAGCAGCUAGGCAAGUAAAAACUUUAAUGAUGUAAAGUUUCUUAAUCAACAAUAUGAACAGAAUCAAAAUCCAGCCAAUAAUAUAUCAAUAUACAAAUAGUAAAUAAAUUCCCAUUCGUACAGGCACAUGUUGAAUGAGUCUUCUUUUCACACAUAAAUUGAAAGCAGCUCAUAGGGGUAGCAUAUGAUCAGGGCAGUACUAGAUAUGGGAUAGCCUACUUUUUUUUCUCCUAUAUGAUUUAGAUAAUUCACGUCCCAUUUUGUUUCUUCAUAUUUAUUUCAAGUCAUUCAUAUUCAAUGGCCCCUCGUGGUCAUGUUUUUUUUUUUAUAACUGUGUACAAAACAUAUACCAUCAGAUUGUGAUUUUAAAACAGGUAUGCGACCCCUGAUAUUAUGUUUAGCUAUUAAGAAAAGCUUUAUAAAAAAUGACCCUUGAGUAUUAAGUAUACAUGGCAGGUCCUUGGUGGUCUAAUUCAUCUUUUGUAUGAUUUCAUAUCAUUGUCUUUCUACCUUGUUUAAUAUAGUUGUAUUAGUUGCAUCCAUCAGUAGCAUUUAAUUCAGUAAAUAUUUGUGUCAUAUCUCAGGUCCAUUAGUAUUAUCUUUUUGUUGUUUCAAAAGCAAUACAUGUAUGUACAGUAUGAAUAAUGAUUUAGAUGAUGCAAGACAUGCUGGAAAUAUAAUUUGUACAUGAUUCUAAAA
Molecule: messenger RNA, 3218 nt
Organism: Lytechinus variegatus (green sea urchin)
Lineage: Eukaryota; Metazoa; Echinodermata; Echinoidea; Temnopleuroida; Toxopneustidae
Product: ORC ubiquitin ligase 1-like
Exons: 7
Coding region: 1-1737 (578 amino acids)
Biological process (GO): protein monoubiquitination; regulation of DNA replication
Molecular function (GO): ubiquitin-protein transferase activity
Source: RefSeq, a predicted model, not a curated record